GCCUUUUCGGAUGGCUCUGUGAGCCCCGCCCGCUCCUGUGGAUUGUGUACGACGUUGGGUGUGUGUGGGGUUACCGCACGGCUGGCUAUUAGAAUUCAGUAACGCGGAGAGGACGCGGCUUCGCCUAAGUGAUGGCGUCGAGUGAUACAGAUCGAGAUGAAGGUUCCCCGGAUAGCUGCUCACCCACAUUAGAAAAGCGAAUGGAAGAAUGUGAUCCAUCAAAGUCCCCUACAACUUACAGACAAUUUUCAAGAUCCCGUUCACGUUCGAGAGAACAUAAACGGAAGGGUGCUAAUGAAGGGAAGAAACAUCGGAGUCGAAGCAGGAGCAAAGAGGGUCGAAGACAUGGGUCCAAAGACAAAUCUUCAAAGAAGCAUCGCUCUGAUGACAUUGACAAAGAUCAUUCAGAAAAAGUCAGGGAGCGACUUAAUUCAUCAGAAAAUGGAGAAGAGAGACAUCGUCGCAAGGAUCGGAAGACAUCUAGGGGCAGAAGUUAUUCCAGGUCUCGGUCGCGUGAAAGGCGUCAUCGUAGUAGGAGUCGUGACAGGAAAAAAUCCCGAUCAAGGAGCAGAGAAAGGAAGCGACGACCCCGAUCACGCUCAGGAUCCAGAUCCAAACACCGUCAUAGAAGCAAAAGCCGGGAGAAAAAGAAGAGACCUGAAAAACCAAGGAGGCAUAGUAGGAGUCGAAGUCGGACACCACCCAGCCCACCAACCUUUAGAGGGAGAAAUACAGCUAUGGAUGCCCAAGAAGCUUUGGCUAGAAGGUUAGAAAGGGCAAAAAAACUACAGGAACAGCGUGAAAAAGAAUUGGUUGAAAAGCAGAAACAGCAAGAAAGUACAGUGGGUGAGAAAGUUGCUGCAGCAGGCGGUGGAUCAGUUAUCAAUGUAGCUGCUUUGUUGGCCUCAGGAACACAGGUCACUCCUCAAAUUGCAAUGGCAGCACAAAUGGCUGCUUUACAGGCAAAGGCAUUGGCAGAGACUGGCAUUUGCGUUCCUACCUAUUAUAAUCCAGCAGCUGUAAAUCCUAUGAAGUUUGCAGAGCAAGAAAAGAAGAGAAAGAGGCUUUGGCAAGGCAAAAAGGAAGGGGAUAAAUCUGUGUCGGCAGAAAUCUGGGAAAAGCUAAAUUUUGGAAACAAAGACCAAAAUGUUAAAUUUAGAAAACUCAUGGGAAUAAAGAAUGAAGAAGAAGAAGCUGGCCCUAGCAAAUUAGGCAUGGAAAGUUUCAAAACCCUAAAGCAACAAGAAGAGGUUUUUCGAAACCUGGAUGCUCAGUAUGAGAUGGCAAGAUCACAGACUCACACCCAGAGAGGCAUGGGCUUGGGUUUUUCAUCAAUGCGUGGCAUGGACAUGGUUUGAAUAAGAAGAAAGAGAUGUAUCACUUCUGCUACUCUGGACUUCUCACCUGUCCUUGUAACCAAAAAGCUAGAACUCUAGCUUGCAUGGAUGUUGCAUUGACUUUAACUUAUUAAAAAAAAUCAUUUUUGUAAAUAUCAGUGAUACUGGUGUUAGUGUUGACACAUGACAAUUUUCAUUAAACUGCAAUAGUAAGAUCUUUGAAUUUAAACUUUUUUGGGGGGGGGGGGCAUUCAAAAGUGUAUGACUUUAAAGGUAUGGUCAUCAAUGUUUUGUGUGCUUGUCACAUCGAAGUAAGCAGGUCUGAUCCCACUGGUAAAGCUGAACUUCGGGAUAACCCUUUUCUAAAUACAAGAGACGUGUGUAUUCUCACUUGAAUCCGGUUGUACUUUCUAUGUAUGUUCCAGAUCUGUGCAAUAAUUUAGUGUAAAAUCUGUGCAGAAGCUUCUUGUAAUAAAGAUUGGUCACUGCUGAUCCCUCUCCUUUUGCCGGGUAACUUGGCUUGUAUCACCUCUUGUAGUUUCCUACAGGCAGCCUGUAGCAGGAGGAUCUGCUCUCUGCACAGGCUACGUGCUUCCCAGUGAUGAAAUCGUUGCUAUUUUUAAAAGGUAAUAAUUGAAUUUGCAAAGACACAGACUGGAUCGAUAUCCUUUGUGACUAUUGAGGAAUGUUUAAAGUUUUUGUUCUUGUAGUUCAGUUUUAAAUGUAUACACAUGUUGUGAAUUUUUCCAUAACAAUCCCUCAAGUCAUUCUGGAGAUUUUUUUUUUUUUUUUUUUACCAUAAGUUUACAUUCUUUUGUUCCCUGUGUUUUUUUUGCGCUCUAAUAGCACAUGUUUGAAUAUGUAUUCUGGACUGCAGUGGCAAAAAAAUAUGGCUAUUGUCGUUUUUUUUUUUUUUUUUUUUUUUUUUUAAUAUAAAGAUCUACAUACUUUAUACCAUCAUUUUUGCACAGAUGUUUUUUAGCCAAGCUCUUGUUGGUUAUAGCUCAUUAUCACUGACUGUAGAUGCUAAUUGUCCAUGCAUUCUACUGUUGUAAUAUACUUAAUGGACAAUAAAAGAUUGUUGUAGAAUAAAAAAGAACUCCUACUAA
Molecule: messenger RNA, 2446 nt
Organism: Rana temporaria (common frog)
Lineage: Eukaryota; Metazoa; Chordata; Amphibia; Anura; Ranidae
Gene: RSRC2
Product: arginine and serine rich coiled-coil 2
Exons: 10
Coding region: 132-1358 (408 amino acids)
Source: RefSeq, a predicted model, not a curated record